AUGCUCCAAAAUAUAGACGAUAACGUACCUAAUUUAGAAAAUGUUGUUAAUAUGAAUAGCUCUUCAACCGAUGAUACAAUGAGAUUGGCCGCAAUCACAAGGAAAACUGCACCUCCCUUGAAUUUGGAACGUGAACGCCGUAUGGAGGAAUUAUGUUGGUAUUUUCUUUUUCCAAAUGGCAGGAAUGGCUUUGGCGAGGAAAGAGAAAAUGCGUGUACCCCCCUUGAUUACUUUCAAAACCGGGUAAUGAGUAUUGACAAGAGGUUCAACAGAAAUGAUUAUUUAUUUUAUGCUCUAUCCAUUGUUGAAUAUUUUCGUGCAAAAUCAAGCGUAUCUGUGUCAUGUAGGAUGCGACAAGGUCAUGGAGAGCAAACACCACAGGGACUUGUAGAUAAUAUGCAUCUCACUGAGAAAUAUUCGAGGAUCGGCAUCAUAUUGGCAGAAAUGUUGCUCUGA
Messenger RNA from Parnassius apollo (apollo), 456 nucleotides. NCBI's taxonomy places the organism in Eukaryota, Metazoa, Arthropoda, Insecta, Lepidoptera, Papilionidae. The record is from the annotation of a GenBank genome assembly.